Entrophospora candida is the source of this 517-nucleotide messenger RNA. The record is from the annotation of a GenBank genome assembly. NCBI's taxonomy places the organism in Eukaryota, Fungi, Glomeromycota, Glomeromycetes, Entrophosporales, Entrophosporaceae.
AUAUCAGGCUAAGGUAACCACAAAAGGAUUCCCAGAAAUUCUGGAAAAAAAUGUUCGAGAACCAUGGCAAUAUAUCAAACUAUGGAUAUUGAGCUUUAUCAAUGAUCCUAUUGGUUGUGAUCCAUCUAAACUUAGGAGAGAAAUGUAUCUUUACAGGCACUUACGAUCCAAUUACUUGGGACCCCAAGGAAUAAAUAAAACUUUUAUAGAGCUCUACAACAAAUAUGCUCAAACAACAGAUACCCCUCUUGGUAAAAAUCAAGUGUCAAGAACAUUAAAUUCAUUAGGCCUAAAAUUCGUAAUGGAGGUAAAUAUACCUGCCACAUUAUCUCAAAUGCAAUCAUCAUGGCCAACACAAACUGUCACUGCCUCCACCACUUCCGAUACAGUGCCACCAGCCAAAAAAUGGAGACUUGCAUCACCAAGAAACUAUGAUCCCAACAAAAGAAUAAUCGUUGGAUUUAGUGAUGCAAUGUUUAAUGUUUGCAUGAAAAGAAAAACAGGCAGAUGUAUGUAG